Messenger RNA from Condylostylus longicornis, 1870 nucleotides. Its product is annotated as gastrula zinc finger protein xFG20-1-like. Gene Ontology annotation, molecular function: chromatin insulator sequence binding. Gene Ontology annotation, cellular component: chromosome. The transcript has 5 exons. The coding region runs from base 34 to 1728 and encodes 564 amino acids. The record is from RefSeq and is a predicted model, not a curated record. Lineage: Eukaryota; Metazoa; Arthropoda; Insecta; Diptera; Dolichopodidae. Gene Ontology annotation, biological process: regulation of transcription by RNA polymerase II.
ACACAUUAGAAAUAACUUAAAAGUGAAAAAAUUAUGAGCUUAAAUGCAGCUGGAGAUAACCAAAUCGUAAAAUUUAAGAUAAGUAUACAAAAUUUGAAACAGGAAAUUAAUGAUGGGAACGAUUUUUUAAAAGAAAAAUGUGGAGAAAUAAAUAUAACAAAUAAUGGAAUAUUUGAAAUAAAAUGUUCAUUAUGCGGCAUAUAUUUUACAAAUGUAAGAAGUUUUGCGAAACACGUACUGCAGAAUCAUUACCAUUGCAAUAAUGAUUCUACUAUAGACGCUUUUAUGGAACUAAAUCACCAUAAUACAAUUGAUAUGACCAAAACUGAAAGUCACCAAAUUCUGCAGGAUAAAAAUUUAAGUUUAGAAGAGCAGAAACCACUUAUUUCUAAUGAAGUACAUGAAAAAAUUUCAAAUUUAAAAAAUGAUAAUAUGACAAUCGAAGAAAAUAAAGUUUCAAUGGAAAAUGUAUUAAACAUGACUGAAAAUAGUAUGGAGGAUGAGAAAUUGAAAGCUUCUGAUAUUACGAAACGUAAUAUAACUGGCUAUGAUUCUAGUUGUGACUCCGAGAGCUUUCCAUCUAACGAACAUAAAGGCAACCAUGACAUAGAAAAAGUUGAAUUGUUGAAUCAGUUAAGCAGUUCUAGUUUUUCUAAAGAGGAAAAUGAUAAAAAUUUGGAUCAAAAUGAUUUGGAUUCAAAAGAUUCAAGUUUUAAAAAUUUAAAGAUUCGUAAAACAAAAUCUGUGAAUGCUUUAAAUGAAAAGCCUAUAUGUAAAAUUUGUGGGAAACAAACUGCAAAGUACAAAAUGCGUCAACAUUUACGUUCACAUGAUAAUAGCCGAUUCCUAUAUCAAUCACGUUUAAAUGAACAUGUUGCACAACAUAUAAUAAAAUUAAGAAAAGAAACUGGAUUGGAGACGUCAUUAAUAGCCAAUGGGGAUAGUUUGCAAUGUUCAUUUGAAGAAAAAUAUGAUCCUUCUAAAAGAAAAAAAUUUAAACAAAAACAAAUUAUAAAAGCACAAAGAAAACCAAAAAAAGUAGUUUACAUAUCAAAGCCAAUCGAAAAAAUUAUUUGUGAUAUUUGUGGUAAAGAAACUCCUAAAACAAAUAUGAAACAACAUUUAAGAUCCCAUGACAGUUCACGUUAUACUCAUAAAUGUAACAUUUGUACAAAAUUAUUUAUAUCUGAAAAAAGUUUAAAUCUUCAUAUAAAAAAUUUACAUAUUAAAAAUCGACCUUUUGCAUGUACAUUUGAGCAUUGUGAAAAACGAUUUGUUAAUGAAAUUGCUUUAAAAUCACAUGCAAUUAGACAUACCAGUCCAAGACAAUAUAAAUGUGAAACAUGCAAUAAAUCAUUUAUUUAUCAACAUCGUUUGGAAGAACAUAUAAAAAUAUAUCAUGUAAAUGGACGUAUUUUUAAGUGUGAAACAUGUGAAAAAAGAUUUUUUGAUAAGCAUACGUUAGAGCGACAUCAAGUAGUUCAUAGUGCAGAAAAACCUUUUAUAUGUGAUGAAUGUCCAGCAAAAUUUAGUCGAGAACGUUCUUUACAAUGGCACAAAAAAUCACAUACUGGCAUAAAAGAUUAUAUUUGUAAAAUAUGUGGUAAAAAAUAUGCACUUUAUAAUGGAAUAUAUUCGCAUAUGAAAGUUCAUGGAAUUAAAUAUUCAAUGGCGUAUGAGAAAGGUCUAACAGAUGGAAAAAUAGAAAGUGAUGAGCAAGUGACUUAAAAUUAAAUAUUCUUAAGAAAAUUUAAAUUGUACUGUAUAAAUUGUAUAUGUACUUACUAUAAUUUAUCUCUAAUGCGAAAAGUAUUAUAGACAAUCACAUUUUAUUGCAUUUCAAUUAGUUAAUAAGUUUUGUUUAACUUCA